Molecule: messenger RNA, 2234 nt
Organism: Triplophysa dalaica
Lineage: Eukaryota; Metazoa; Chordata; Actinopteri; Cypriniformes; Nemacheilidae
Gene: srsf11
Product: serine and arginine rich splicing factor 11
Exons: 12
Coding region: 206-1624 (472 amino acids)
Biological process (GO): RNA splicing
Cellular component (GO): nucleoplasm
Molecular function (GO): RNA binding
Source: RefSeq, a predicted model, not a curated record
UCACGAGCGUGCGUGUUCACACUGCAGCAGCAGCACGAGCGCCAUUAUACGUUCUGCAAUGAGCGCGUGAGACUGCAGGCCGCGAGACGAUUCAUCGAAUUUAUCAAGACGAACUCGAGCUAAAGUCGCGUUUUAACGCACGGACCGAUCGCGUCACUUUAAAUGUGUGUCGAUUGACCUUCAGCAUCAUCCAUUUUGAGCCACAAUGACGACCAGCACCAACGUUAUUCAAGUGACGAAUGUGUCGCCGAGCAGCACCGCGGAACAGAUGAGAACACUGUUCGGAUUCAUCGGAAUCAUCGACGAACUCAAACUCUUUCCACCCGAUGAUUCUCCCUUGCCUGUGACUUCACGUGUGUGUUUUGUAAAGUUCCACGAGCCGGAAUCGGUGGGCGUUUCCCAGCACCUGACCAACACCGUCUUCGUGGACCGAGCCCUGAUCGUCGUGCCUUUCGCUGAAGGCGUGAUCCCUGACGAAUCCAAAGCUCUGUCGCUGCUCGCCCCUGCCAAUGCUGUCGCCGGACUUCUGCCAGGAGGAGGACUUCUCCCCACGCCCAACCCCAUGCCAUCUAUUGGUGGAGUAACUCUGGGUAGCCUCGGGGGGGCUAGUUUGGACCCCAUGACGGCCCUGGCCAUGGCAGCACCCAAUUUGAAUGCACAGUCUUUGUCAGCGGAGCAGUUAAUGAAGCUGAUGGCAUCGAUGGAUCCAAAGCUUAACCCUCUCGCCGCUGGACUCAAUCUGACUCCUGGACUGAAGGCAGACGCUUCGAGUAAAGAGAUCGAAGAAGCCAUGAAGAGAGUGAGAGAGGCUCAGUCUCUGAUCUCUGCAGCUAUUGAGCCCGGAAGUAAAAAAGAUGAUAAACGAAAGCGAUCCAGGUCCAGAUCCCGCCGUAGGAGGUCCAGGUCUCGCUCGAGACACAGGCGUUCCAAGAGUCAUUCCAGACGAAGAUCUCGCUCGAGGAGCAGGAGGAGGUCAAAGAGCCCCAGGAGGAGGAGGUCUCAUUCCAGGGAUCGCAGCCGGCGCUCCAGGUCCAGGGAUCGCAGGAAGGAUGAGAAGAUCAGGAAACGCUCUAAAACCCCACCGAAGAGUUACAGCAGCGCCAGACGCUCCCGCAGUACCAGCCGUAAACGACACAGGAAAAGUCGCAGCUUGUCUCGUUCACCUCCAAAGAAGUCCAGAUCCCCCAAGAAAAAAGUGUCCCGCUCGCCGUCCCCCCGCAGACAUAAGAAGGAGAAAAAGAAGGAUAAAGAGCGCGAGAGAGAACGUGACCGAGACCGUAAAGACGAUCGGCACAGAGAUCUCGACAGAAAUCGGGACAAACGGGAACGUUCUGCCAGUAAGAAGAGCAAAGACAAGGAGAAGGAGAGAGACAAGGAGAGAGACAAGGAGAGAGACCGGAAGUCUGACAGUGAGAAGGCUGAUGUCAAGGUGACCCGGGAUUAUGAUGAAGAGGAGCAGGGCUACGACAGCGAGCGUGAAUUAGAGCGAGAGAGGAACUCUGAUGCCGCCUCAUCGCCGCCGGUCAAGGAGCCUCAGGCAGACAGCGCAGAUGACGCAGGCCGCGGUGAGUCAGACGGCAACAGUGAUGACCAGCGGGACGAGGACAUGGAUAUGAGCGACUGAAGCCACGCCGUCCCCCUCAUCAGUGUUCUUUGUGUUCAGUAAUCUGGAUGGGUGAUCCGAGAUCAGUCUGGAAACGUCUGCGAACUGAUUCAUUCCUGUUUGUUUUUUAACAUCAGAGUCCGAAUCUGCUGUAUUUACUGGUACAUGCCCGUCUUAAAUAUGUACUCCCGAUGUUUUAGAGCCGUUUCUUUCCUCAUGGCUAACGUGGAAGUGUGUUAUACUGUAUAUUUAGCCUCCGCAGUCGGUUUCUUCCUGAACAAAAUCCACCGUGUGUUGGUCAGUUUGGAGUUUCUAUUUAAAGCAGUUACCCUUGAAUUAAAGUGCUUUGAUAACAUUGUCAGGCAGUUUUUUAGGCCGUCUCAUUUUUUUGUUUUUUUAUAUAUAUAGCUUGUGUUUGAUGGGAAAUGUUUGUCUUUUUUAAAGUAUCGGAACGUUUGCAGUACUGUAUGUAAACUGUUUUCCUUUGGCAGGUCAUGAUAGACUAAUAUUAGACCGUUCAGGUUUCUGUGAUAAACACACCGGCUUUAAACUGUAGUUUAUCUGUACUGUUUGGAAUGUUCAGAAAUUGAAAAUAAAAUGUUGGGCUCCUUUUUGUCCCUUCAAAACCACA